Molecule: messenger RNA, 3085 nt
Organism: Culex pipiens pallens (northern house mosquito)
Lineage: Eukaryota; Metazoa; Arthropoda; Insecta; Diptera; Culicidae
Exons: 6
Coding region: 35-3085 (1016 amino acids)
Biological process (GO): DNA integration; proteolysis
Molecular function (GO): nucleic acid binding; aspartic-type endopeptidase activity
Source: RefSeq, a predicted model, not a curated record
CGAACAACUUCUCGGUUCGUGUGACCUCGGUGACAUGCGUCCCACACACCUGCUGGCCAAAAUGCAGGAGCUGUCAAUGGGAUUGAACGUCAACCCCGAAUUGCUGAAGAUGCUGUUUCUCCAGAGGAUGCCGGCGAACGUCAAAGCGAUACUUGCCAUCAGCGACGGGAGUUUGACCAAGUUAGCGGAGAUGGCGGACAAGAUGCUGGAGUCGGCGUUGAACGUUGCCGCUGUUGCUGCGAAUCCCGGUCCAAGCAGACAAGCCGUAUCAACAGCUGCGCACUCGGAGGAUAUGUCAACAGACGAUUUGCGCGAACAAGUUGCUUUCCUGACGGCGGAGGUUCGGAGGAUGCGGACAAGAUCAACUUCGAGGGGCCGAUCUGUAUCGAGGUCCGGGCGUUCUGCGGAGGAGAUCUGUUGGUACCACAAGAAGUAUGGUACUCGGGCCACAAGGUGCCGAGAGCCGUGUCAGUUUUCAAAAAAACUGAGUGAUCGUCCACCUGUUUCGGCGGAGGUGGGCGGCCUAUCGCGAAGUCGCCGUCUUCUGAUCUACGAUCGUUCGAGCAAAACAAAAUAUUUGAUCGACACGGGGUCGGACGUGUCAAUCGUUCCGGCUCAAAUGUCAGACAAACGAAACCCAACAUCUGACAUCCAGCUUCACGCCGCAAAUGGAAGCAACAUCAAGGUCUACGGCUCUCGCUGCGUAAACACCGACCUUGGCCUUCGAAGGAAGUUCUGCUGGAAUUUCCUGAUUGCGAAUGUGGGGAUGGCAAUAAUUGGCGCCGACUUCCUCGCAAACUUCGGUCUUCUCGUCGAUUUGAAGAACCAUCGCCUCACCGACGGAAAAACAGGACUGCAGUCAUCGGCCGGAUUGACAUCUGCGGCUGUUUUCGGCGUGACUACGGUUGGGUUCGACCAUCCGUUCCGAGACCUUCUGCAGGAAUUCCGGGUUAUCACCGUCCUGAACUCGAUGCAAACAGCUGCAAAGCACGACGUCAAGCAUAUCAUCGAAACAAAAGGUCCCCCCGUUGCAUUCAAGGUUCGUCGCUUGGCACCGGACAAGGUCGACGCAGCUAGAGCGGAGUUCAAGGUUAUGUGCGAUCUUGGAAUAGCGCGUCCUUCAUCGAGCAGCUGGGCAAGUCCUCUACAUUGUGUCCCCAAGAAGGACGGACAGUGGCGUUUUGUGGGUGACUAUCGCGCGCUCAAUAAGGGAAAGUCCAUUUUUACAACGUUGGACAUGAUUCGCGCCUACCACCAAAUCCCUGUGAACGAGGAGGAUAUAGAGAAAACGGCCGUAAUCACACCGUUCGGCCUUUACGAGUUCCCCAGGAUGCAGUUCGGCCUAUGCAACGCGGGGCAGACCUAUCAGCGGUUCAUGCAUAAGGUGCUCGGCGACCUGGACUUCGUCGUCGUUUACAUGGACGAUAUCUGUAUUGCAUCUGCCACCGCGGCGGAGCACAAGCAGCACGUGCGGAAGGUUUUCGAGCGCCUACGAGAUUUCGGAUUGGUCAUUAACAUGGCCAAAAGCAAGUUCGCUCGGGAUCAAGUUGAGUUUCUCGGCUACGUCGUCAGCCACGAAGGUGUUCUGCCGCUUCCGGAUCGUGUGAAAGCUGUGAGCGAUUUCCCGGAACCAGCGACGGUGAAAGAUCUGCGGCGGUUUUUAGCGCUCUUGAACAGCUAUAAGCGAUUCAUCCCACAUGCUACUGAUAUCCAGCUUGCGUUGCGAAACCUCAUCCCCGGGAACAAGAAAAACGAUACCCGAAAGCUCGUUUGGACGGAGGCAGCCCGAUCAGCCUUCCGGGAGUGUAAGCGGUCUCUUUCGGAAGCCACGUUGCUGCACUAUCCGGAUUCCAGAAAACCGCUGGCAUUAAUGGUGGACGCUUCUAACACGGCGGCGGGGGCAGCUCUGCAACAGCUGGAUGGAAUACUCAACGUUCGGCCGUUGCUAGCAGCUAAGAGAGCGGUCGAGUAUUUUCGAUACAUGGUCGAAGGCAGGAAAUUCGUGAUUUUCACCGAUCACAAGCCGUUGACAUUCGCGAUGGCUUCGAAUUCCAACAGCCGCCUUCCACACGAGCAGCGCUAUCUGAAGUACAUUUCGUGCUUUACGACCGACAUUCGACACAUCAGCGGUAGGAACAACGUUGUGGCUGAUGCACUGUCGCGGGUUGCGACAAUUUCGAUGCCUUGUCCGAUUGACUACGAGCAGAUGGCGGUGGACCAGGCUGCCGACGACGAACUGCAGCAGCUGUUGACUUCGGGCACGUCGUUGAAGCUGGUGCUGAAAGAAACCUCGCUUGCUACCAAGCCACUCUACUGUGACGUCUCCGUGGACGCACGUUUCCGACACAUACACGUGGACUUAGUCGGACCCUUACCCCCAUCGAACGGUCAACGGUACCUGCUCACCAUCGUCGACAGGUUCACACGAUGGCCCGAAGCUGUUCCACUAGCCGACAUGACCGCCGAAACCGUCGCGCGGGCAAUUUGCUCGUCUUGGAUAGCACGAUUUGGGGUGCCGGAGCAGAUCACAAUGGACCAAGUGAGACAAUUCGAGUCGCAGUUGUUCCGUGAACUGGCGAUGCUAACGGGUUCCAAGCACACGCGGACGACGGCCUAUCAUCCCCAGGCCAACGGAUUGGUGGAACGGUUCCACAGGACGCUAAAGGCUGCAAUCAUGGCAGUUGAUUCUGCUCACUGGGUGGACCGGCUGCCCAUCAUUCUGCUGGGACUGCGUUCUGCGCUGCGGGAGGACCUCGGCUGUUCGGUCGCCGACCUAGUCUACGGCCAGCCAUUGCGACUUCCCGGUGAAUACUUCGAACCUGCUACAACCGGAACUCUGCAGUCGGACUUCGUGAAGCAGUUGCAGCGCGCAGUUGGGCAACUGAAGCCGCAGAAACUUCCAGGCGACCUAUCGAUCGUCAAACCACCAAACUCCCGCCGAUGGUGGAACAAAGUGGCAACCAACCAGCAGCAGGCCAGACCUCGGCCUCGAAGCAUCUCCCGGGUUCGAAAACGACGGGAUCGACCACCAACACAACGGCACACCGUGAAGGGCUUUCUGGUGGCGGCCAUGUAUUGGUGCUAA